AUGUCUGUCGAGCCUGAUAAGAGUGCGGGAUGCCCGACCGAGUGCGAUAAAUGUUCCAUCGAGUGUGGAGAUUGUUUUAAAACUGUUGACAAUGCUGGUAAUGAGAAGAAAAAGACGAGAUCAGUACGUUUUCCUGAUGAGGACGAGCUAGUGACGCAGUACUUCGAGCCUGCAAACCCUUGGCAAAAUGUGCCGUCGACGACGCGUUCGCAACUCGCGGCGGAGUACCUGGAGUCGUGUAGAAGACACAACACAUUAUGUAUCGACAGUGUUCUGGAGCAGAUACGGGAGUUACCAGAAUCUUCCAUUGGCGGUGUCAUGCGGGCACCACGGCUCACACUCUCAGAGUGUGCGUUACUCGGCCCAGCGCCCGCUGACGCGCUGGAAGCAGUGCUCAGAAAGGUCCAGUUCAAAAGGAUCGAAAUAGACCAUGCUGUUAUUGAUGAUGAGGGGGCGGAAGCAUUGUUCGACAUGAUAGAAUACUAUGAGAGUGCCACUAUCGUCUGUAUAAGUGGACCGAGGCAGUUCGGCAUCAGGGGAUGGCAGGCAGCUUCUAGAAUGAUCAAGAAGGUAUGUUAA
Arctia plantaginis is the source of this 579-nucleotide messenger RNA. NCBI's taxonomy places the organism in Eukaryota, Metazoa, Arthropoda, Insecta, Lepidoptera, Erebidae. The record is from the annotation of a GenBank genome assembly.